This is a messenger RNA of Euleptes europaea (tarantolino), 1809 nucleotides long. It is a transcript of the gene SLC22A31, whose product is annotated as solute carrier family 22 member 31. Gene Ontology annotation, molecular function: transmembrane transporter activity. Gene Ontology annotation, cellular component: membrane. NCBI's taxonomy places the organism in Eukaryota, Metazoa, Chordata, Lepidosauria, Squamata, Sphaerodactylidae. The coding region runs from base 1 to 1809 and encodes 602 amino acids. The record is from RefSeq and is a predicted model, not a curated record. The transcript has 9 exons. Gene Ontology annotation, biological process: transmembrane transport.
AUGGCCCUGGAGGGGCGGCUGCUGCGGGCGGCGGGGGGCUUCGGGCGGCGGUCGCGGCUGCUGGCGGCGGGCUGGGGCCUGGCGGCGGGGGGUCUGGGGCUGGGGCUGGCGGCGGGGCUGCUGCUGGCCGCCACGCCGCCCCACCGCUGCCGGCCCGACCCGGCCCUGCUGCCCGCGCCGCUGCGCCACGCCUCGGCCGGCCGCCUGCUCAACGCCUCGCUGCCGCGCCGCCCCGACGGCGCCUGGAGCCCCUGCCUGCUCUUCCGCUACCCGCCGCGCGGCGGCGCCGCCGCCCAGCCCAACGGCACCGGCCCCUGCACCCGCGGCUGGCGCUACGCCCUGCCCCACGCCGGCCUGCGCAGCACCGCCGUCACCCAGUGGGACCUCGUCUGCUCCAACCACUGGAAAGUGCUGCUGGAGCAGACCACCUACCUCCUGGGCUGGAUCCUCGGCUACCUGUGCUUUGGGUCCGCUUGUGACAGGUUGGGUCGUCGGGCAGCUUUCGUCUUCCCGUGGAUGCUGUCCAUCCCUCUGGGCGUUGCCGUGGCACUGGCAGUGAACUACGUCAUGCUGGCACUCCUGCGGCUGUUCUUUGGGGCGAUGCUGGCUGGCACCUUCCUAUCUCUCUAUGUGGCGAGGCUGGAGCUGUGCGACCCUCCCCACCGGCUGAUCGUCACCAUGGGGGCCGGUUUUUGUUGGGUGUCCGGGGAGCUGCUCUUGCCAGGGCUGGCCGUGGCCUGCCAAGACUGGCGGAUCCUGCAGGGGGCGAUAACCCUGGUGCUGGCACUGCUGGCCCUCUGCUGGUGGUGCCCUUCUCUCUUCCCUGAGUCGGCCCGCUGGCUCCUGGCCACCCGCCAGCUGGAGGAAGGCCGGAGGAUUCUGCGCAGCCUCGCAGAGGGCAAUGGCGUGCAUCUGGAGGAGGACUUCUACACCCCAGAGCACCUCUUUGCCGAGCCACAGAGUCUGUCCGAGGAGCUGCCCCAGCCCCGGUACCACAACCUCUGUGAGAUCUUCUGCACCCGCAUCAUCUGGAAGAACUGCCUCAUCCUCGGCUUCACGGCCUUCAUUGGGAGCGGUAUCCGCCACUGCUUCACCCGCAACCUGGCUCCCUACCCACAGCACUUCUAUUUCCCCUACUUCUUGCUGGCUGGGGGGGAGGCCGUGGCCCUCCUCUUCCUCUGCCUCACCGUGGACCAUUUUGGGCGCCGGCCCGUCCUCCUGCUGACCACCAUCCUGAUGGGCAUUUCCUCACUCGUCCUGCUGGCCCUGAGCCAAUACCUGAUGGCCUGGCUCAUCCUGGCACUCUCCGUCCUGGGCAUUCUCACAUCGCAAGCCGUCACUGCCCUCAGCAUCUUCCUUGCCAGCGAAGUCCUGCCCACUGUGGUCAGGGGUGCAGGGCUGGGCCUCAUCCUGGCCGCCAGCGCGGUGGGCUUGGCUGUCACCCCCAUCAUGGACAUUCACAACAGCCGGGGCUUCUUCCUGCACCACGUGGUUUUUGCCUCCUUUGCCAUCCUGUCAGUCCUCAGCAUCAUGCUGCUCCCCGAGACCAGCGGGCGGCCUCUGCCGGACUCCCUGUGCGAAGGGGAGAACCAGCGCCGGCCCCCCCUAUUCCGCUCCAGGCGCCAGCGGGAUCAGGUGCCCCUCCUCUCGCCCCAGCCUGGGGACGGGGCCUACGACCCCGCCAGCUACGCUCGACUUGUCACGGCCACCAAGAAGAUGCUGGGGGCCCACCGCGGCUCAGACUCCCAACUCCGGAUGAAGCUGCUCCCGGAUCCCACACACCGCGACAGCGCAGCGGAGGGGAUGUAA